AUGAGGUCAGGAUCCGCCCGAAAACGCCCUUCAGACGCUGACGAUCACUGCCAAGCGACCCAUGGGGCGCGGAGACGGAUCAGCAGGGCCUGCGACCGGUGCCGUGCGCAGAAGGCCAGAUGCGAUGGAGGAAAGCCCUGCAUUCGCUGCGGGGACAACAUCCCUUGCGUCUAUCAGGAGAAGAAGCCGCUGCGACGCAAGUAUCCCGCUGGAUAUGUGGAUAUGUUAGAGGAACACCAGGCGUAUCUGAUCACCGGUUUGAGGAAGUUAUACGAAUGCAUUCAGCAGGAUGCCAAACUCCCAGAGGUCGAUCGCGACGGCAAUAACCGACCGAUUGUCCACGAACUGCUCGAUAAACUGGGUAUCUUUGAGGAACCGAUGAAGGAGCAUAGGCCGACAAUGACUGGAAGCAAAGCGGACGCAAAACCGUCUCUGGGACGUCUGGAUGGAAACAAUAUCGUGCGCGGAGCCAUAACCAGGUUGCCAGAGUCAUCUAGAGCCUGGUCAUCCACUCAAGACGUUAAACCCACUCUUGCCUCAAGUUCAAAUGCAGGGCUGAAUCUCCCCCGCCGCUUGACACUACCGAACCAUAUCCCUCUCAAUACGGGGAUGGCACAACAGCGGUGUGCGCGCUCGCGCCACGGUCAAGCCGGUGCGGCGGGGUUCAAUCGCCGUCAACGACCAGUCGAUCUCAGCAAUGGAUUCUGGAGGUGGUCGUUUGACUUUGCCGACUUUCUGGCUGUCUCGAGUCGGGAUGGAUUGUGA
Messenger RNA from Aspergillus viridinutans, 765 nucleotides. RefSeq names its product Zn(II)2Cys6 transcription factor domain-containing protein. The record is from RefSeq and is a predicted model, not a curated record. Gene Ontology annotation, biological process: regulation of DNA-templated transcription. Lineage: Eukaryota; Fungi; Ascomycota; Eurotiomycetes; Eurotiales; Aspergillaceae. The transcript has 3 exons. Bases 1 to 765 code for a protein of 254 amino acids. Gene Ontology annotation, molecular function: DNA-binding transcription factor activity, RNA polymerase II-specific; zinc ion binding.